AUGGGGAAACUGAGGCCGAGGCCGACACCCCACCGCCGCCCCCAGCUCCGGGGCGGCUCGGGGCAGUCUAGAGACCAGCCUCCUCCCUGGUUGGAGGAGAGGGGCGCGGAGACUGGACUAGCCUCGGGGCUGCAAGGGCAGCGGAAGGGGAGAGUUCGGUGGGGACAGACGGCCAGGCUCGGGGAGGGCGGGGGUGGUCUGCGGGAAGAGAAGGAUAAACGGGUCAGUGCGGCCAGGAAAGAAGGGCUUACAGUGCCCGCUCUUUCUUCCUCAGCUCCAAAUCGGAAAAGGCCCGUGGUUGGUUAG
Molecule: messenger RNA, 306 nt
Organism: Rangifer tarandus platyrhynchus (Svalbard reindeer)
Lineage: Eukaryota; Metazoa; Chordata; Mammalia; Artiodactyla; Cervidae
Source: the annotation of a GenBank genome assembly